AUUUUAAAUUAUUAUAAGAAUAUUUAUUAAAUCUUUUUUUUCGUAAUUUUAUGUGUGAGUAAGUGCAUACAUACAUACUAUGUGCAUACGUAUGAAAUUUCGAAUCAUAUGUUGGGAAAGUCUAUUGUAAAUAUAUUUGUAUGUCCUGUACUCAAACAUGUUGUGUGACAAACUAAGCUCCAAGCGCAAACCUGCUCCAUACAGCAUCCUUUCGAACAUCGGCCAACAUUUUCCGCCGCCCCCACAAACGCCACAUUUGCCAUACACUCUCACUGGCUGGCUGACUUCGUGCAUUAGCGCUCCGACUCAGAUGAAACGCCUUAUGGCGAUAGCUAUAGCCUAUGAUUUCAAACUCGCAGGCAUCGACAGGACCGACAAGAAUUUUGCCUCGCAGUUACUGAUUUUAGUUGGAAGGUGAGGUUUUAAUUUUUUAACCGAACGCCGAGCAAGACAAAAGUGCAAAAAGUAUUUUUUAUUAAAUACAAACUACAAGAAAAAACCCAUAAAAAUCAAACAAAAUAAACCUCAAUAGAAGGCAACUAUAAUAAAUCGAGUUUUUUUAAAUGAAAUCUUUUUUCUUUCGUUUUAAAAAAUCGAAGCGUGUGAUUGUGUGCCGAAAAGUAGUGUUGUUGAUUGAUUGCUAGCCGAGUGUUUCACACAACUAAAUGUGCAAUCCAUAUUUAGAAUAAAAUAUUACAAAAUUUUGCCAAAAACGAAAGAACAACGUAAACGUGCUCGAGAGAGGGCACAGGUGCGCGAGGCGUGUAUGAAAAAGUAACGGUGCCUACGCUUCCGUUCCGCAAUUCGCAUAUUUAACGCCAUUGAAUACGGAAAACGUGCUUCCAACCAGCCCCGCAAAUAGCAUACAGGCGGCAGCUCGGGAGCAGCCCAACGCAGCGUACGCCAAUACACAGCGACCGCAGUCCCAACUUGUGCGUGCCGGCCAGGGCGUGCAGUGUUCGGCGUUAUCACUAGUGGCGCAUAAGCGUGUUUCCUGUGUGUCUCUGCCUGCCAGCGUAAGUGCUGCGGCCUGUGCUCGGCGGCGAGCGGCGUUUGCGGAGCCAGUGAACGCUUAAAACAUAUUGAGAUUACGGAUACCCUAAACUAAACGAGCCGUUUUCUCGGAUGUCUACUAAUGUGAGAGUCAUAUGGAAGUUGAAUUUCCUAACAAUUUAAAUAUCUGGAGGAAGAAAGAAAAAGUAACAAUUUGAUGUGCAUGAUUCAACAGCUGCCAAUAUGAGGUCCUUAUCAAGUGCUGGUGCUGAUAUUCUAACAAAACACUCGAUUAAUUCGUUGCUGGAACAACGCCAAGAUUUCCUAAGUAGACGAAAUGAGACUGCUGAUGAGCUAAUAACAGCUUUAAAUGAACCUCCGAUUGCCAUUAAUGAUUUCCUUGGCUUUGGCAAAUCGACCACAAAUCCGCUGUUGUUGGGCACCAAUGGGGACACGCUGUCUACUUCGAUGGCCGCCUACACGCCAUUAACACCAAGUUCAUCGCAAUCAUCUGCCUCGCCCGGCACCCUGUCAGCAAAUUCUUUUGAUAUCUUUCAGUUUGAAAAUGUUGCACAAAAUAACACACCACUUAAGGUAUUUCAAAGAAACAUCAGCUUCGAUUGUUCUGCACCUUUAUCGCCAAGUACGCCCACCACUUUUUACAAUCGCUCUUUUCUGAAUUCACCUUUAGUCAGCGAUGGCAGCAACUCAUCGAGCGCCAAUGGUCUAUCGGUUGAUUCGAUACCGUUGAUGUAUCAGAAUAAUUUCGUGGGCAGCGGCAUUGGUGGUUGUCUCUCGAAUAGUCGCUCGAACUCGCCGGAGAGUCAGAAUAGCAAUCAAUCCAAUGUGGAGCACAAUUUGAUUGAUAUGAUCAACUUGCUAUCUGUGGCCGAAAAUAAUGACUCGCAAAUUUUACUGCAACAGCAGCAGCAAUUGUCAUCGCAAUUGUCGCAACAACAACUAUCACAGCUGUCAACGCAGCCGCAACAGCAUCCAUCAUCACUGUAUUUCGAGCAGUCAUUACCAUUCGGGCAACAACAGCAACAAACAUCAACUACCUCUCUGGGCAAUCUGGGGAAUGGCAAUAACGGUAUGUCAAGCUUUGCCACAAAUCUCUUCGACGAACAGCAAUUGCAAAACUUCGAUGCGCUCACCGCUGUCGAUUUGGAAUUGUCGAAGCUGCAAAAUAUGCAGGCAUUCAACACCCUCAAGCUGCUGCAAGCCCAGUCGCAACAGGUGCCACUGCUCAAUCACUUAUUGCAAGGCUACAGCAAUGGCAUGAAUCAGUUCAAAGGCUUGCCACAGCCACAAGCGCAACCGCAGUCGGCCGCUGCCGCAGAUGCGCAUUUGGACCGCAUUGCGAAAUUUUAUCGCAGUUCGGCAGCGCUCUAUGACGCCACUUGCACUUGGAGCGGGCAGUUGCCGCCGCGUUCACACCGCAUGCUAAACUACUCGCCGAAAGUGUUUCUCGGCGGCAUACCUUGGGACAUAAGCGAACAAUCGCUUAUACAGAUAUUCAAACCGUUUGGACAAAUUAGAGUCGAGUGGCCCGGCAAGGAGCAACAGGCGGCGCAACCGAAGGGCUAUGUCUACAUCAUCUUUGAAUCCGACAAACAAGUGAGGGCUUUACUAUCUGCUUGUGUUUUACAAGUCGAUGACUCACAGAGUGGCGGAAUUUACUAUUUCAAGAUUUCUUCUCGACGCAUAAAAGCCAAGGAUGUUGAGGUCAUUCCAUGGAUUAUCGCUGAUUCAAAUUUUGUCAAGUCUACGUCACAGAAAUUAGAUCCAACCAAAACUGUAUUUGUGGGCGCAUUGCAUGGCAAGCUUACCGCAGAGGGUCUGGCAAAAAUAAUGGAUGACCUUUUUGAUGGCGUGCUUUAUGCAGGUAUUGACACCGACAAAUACAAGUACCCAAUUGGUUCCGGACGUGUUACUUUCAACAAUAAUCGCUCAUAUAUGAAGGCGGUUUCGGCGGCAUUCAUCGAAAUACGCACAGCCAAGUUCACCAAAAAAGUGCAAGUUGAUCCAUAUCUCGAAGACUCGCUUUGUUCCAUCUGUGGUGUGCAGCAUGGACCAUACUUCUGUCGCGAACUGUCGUGCUUUAGAUACUUCUGCCGCGCCUGUUGGCAGUGGCAACAUUCCUCCGACGGUGUCAAGAAUCAUAAGCCGCUUACGAGAAACUCGAAGUCACAAAUGUUAGUAGGCAUUGGGCCGGCACCCUCUGCAGCUUCCUUCUCUUCCCUUUCCCUGAGCUCGACACCACAGCCACAGCAACACAAACAGCAACAGCAAUUGCAUUCGCAGCAUACGCCAACACAAUCGCAACAAUAUCAGCAUCAACAGCAGCAGGCGCAUGCUCAUCAGAAUCAUCAAAAUUAUCUGAAUGGUGGUUUUCAGUUGGAGCAUGCGCAACAGCAACAAACCAACUCACACAUGCAGCGCUUGAAUCAAUUGCAGCAGCAACAUCAACAACAACAACGCCAACACCCGACAUCGCCACAACCAAUGUUUCAGCUGAACCAACAAUUACAGCACCAGCAACAACAACAACAACAAAAUCAGCAACAAUCUAUAUUUUAAGCCGUGCUUUGCUAGCGUUAAGCUAAAAACUAAAUGGAAUUGUUAAGUUGCUAGUUAAACUAGCUUAUCACACAAACCUAUAUCUACAUAUACUAUACUCGUAUAUCUAUAUAUAUCGACAUAUAUCCAAUUAAAUAGUGUGUAAUUAGUUUAGUUACAAGCCUCAUUUCUUUUACUAUUAUCUUUCUUUUUUGUUUAUUCUUUAUGAUUUUUGUUAGACCUUAUUGUAAGCAUAAGCAAAAUGUAGUUUUUCAUUUCCUGUAAAUAUUGUAUAGUUUUUAGGGACAUUAGUAACAUUUUUUUUUUGUUUUUGUUAAUUGAAACGCUUAUCCGCAUUGAGGCACUCAUUUGAGUCUAGCUGCAAAUUUAAUGAUAACUUUUAGGUUUUUAGAGAUUUAGUGAGCUGCCAAUUGCUGCAUUGUAUAUAUACACAUAAUACAUACAGACAUCAAAAAUAACAAGUACUCAUGUAACAUAUCAACUGAUUGUAACUUUAUUUUAAGCUUAUACAUAUGUACAUACACUUACUUAGCUGCUUUCUAAAAGCUGAACUGUUUAUUAAUUUUCCGUUUGUUUGCUCUAAAUCUAAUCUAGGACACUCUUAAGGCUUGCUAUGUUUUAGAAAUGAUUUAUUUCUAAUUAAUUUAGCAAUUAUGUUUGUAGUUUACCAAAUAACUAUUUGUAAAUAAGCUAUAUUAAGGCGAUUAUUUUUCUACAGAAUUUACAUAAUUAUUUACAUACAAGUUCAUAAUUGGUGGAAAAAUCAUUUUUCACUUUAGUAUUGAAAAUUGAACAUUUUCCAACACAAUUACAAAGUUUUGUAAACGAGUUUAUUUAUAUUUGUAUGCCUCUUUAAUGCGGAUGUUUGCUUUCAAACUUUAUGUCAUACACCAGCCCCCCAUCCACCCCCUUUAUCCAUGUUUGUUAUUUAUAUUUGCAUAGUUUACUCGAAUUAGUUAUAUUGUGUACCUAACGGUUUAAUUUUGUUAUUGUUAAUAUUACAAGUAUUGCCAAAUUAUUUUUGUUUAUUUUGAUUAUUAUUUGGUAGAUUUUGUUCUAAGCUUAAAUUCAAAUAAUGAAUUUGAAUCAUUUCAAUGCUUGUCAAUGAACCGAUUUAAGUUGCCUUUUUUUGUUUUUGUGAAAAUAAAUUUUCAGUUUUUCUUUAUAAAAAAA
This is a messenger RNA of Bactrocera oleae (olive fruit fly), 4746 nucleotides long. The record is from RefSeq and is a predicted model, not a curated record. NCBI's taxonomy places the organism in Eukaryota, Metazoa, Arthropoda, Insecta, Diptera, Tephritidae.